UUAGGAAGAACACACCCAGUGACAUCAGUGAGGUCUGAAGAAGAAAAAAAAGUGCUCAAAUCAAGCUGUGUGCACAGAAAGGAAACAAGAGGGCCGAAAGGUCCUUCCCAUCUAAGUGCUGUGAGCCAAAAGUGUUCCUUUACGCUGCGUAAAAGUAGCAUCGAUCCCCCCGCGGAGUGCGGAGUUUAACGCGUCUCAGGAGAGGAUGUCCACAUCAGACGAGGCGGACGGGCUGCGGCCCAGAUAUGGCUCUGUAUUGGAUGGCGUGGAGCGUCUCACUGCAGAGGAGAUGGACGAGAGGCGGCAGCAGAACAUGGCCUACGAGUACCUCUGCCACCUGGAAGAGGCCAAGAGGUGGAUGGAGGCGUGUCUUGACGAGGAGUUGCCGCCCACCACGGAGCUGGAGGAGGGGCUUCGCAACGGCGUCUACCUGGCCAAGCUGGGCAACUUCUUCGCCCCGCACACGGUGUCGCUGAAGAAGAUCUACGACCGUGAGCAGACGCGAUACAAGGCAACCGGGCUCCAUUUCAGGCACACAGACAAUGUUAUCCAGUGGCUGAACGCCAUGACGGAGAAAGGGCUACCAAAGAUCUUCUACCCUGAGACCACGGACAUCUACGACCGGAAGAACAUGCCCCGGUGCAUCUACUGUAUACACGCUCUAAGCCUCUACCUGUUUAAGCUGGGCCUGGCCCCUCAGAUCCAGGACCUGUAUGGAAAAGUGGAUUUCACAGAGGAAGAGAUCAACAACAUGAAGAGUGAGCUGGAGAAGUAUGGAAUCCAGAUGCCCGCCUUCAGCAAGAUUGGCGGCAUCCUGGCCAAUGAGCUGUCAGUGGAUGAGGCUGCAUUGCACGCAGCUGUGAUCGCCAUCAACGACGCCAUCGACCAGGGCGUGCCCCAGGGCACCAUGGCCGCGAUGCAGAACCCCAACGCCAUGCUGGUCAACCUGGACGCCGACACCGCCCAGAACUACCACGACAUGCUCUACCAGGCCAAGGGGCAGAAGGUGGCCAACUCACGCAAACGGCUGGUGGAGAACGCGGACGCAGAGAGAGACGUGUACGAGGAGCUCCUCACGCAGGCCGAGAUCCAGGGGAACGUCAACAAGAUCAACUUGAGCAACGCCCUCAGCGCGGCGGAGCAGGCCCUGCUGACGGGAGACGAGGACCGGCUGUUUGACGCCCUGAAGGCGAUGGGCGUGCAGAACCUGCAGGCCCACAACAAAGGCUGGUACCUCAAGCAGCUCCUGGCCGACCGGGAGAACAAAGAGCAGACCUCUCCUGGUGAAGCCCUGAGCAAGGAGGAGCUGCAGAACGGCGUGGACGCAUCCAAUGAGUUUGCGGCGAGCUACGUGAAAAUGUUGCACGCGAUCGAGCGCAUCAACGACGCCAUCCGGGCGGGCGUGCCGGAGAAGACGGUGGAGGAGCUGAUGAACCCGGACGCCCAGCUGCCCCAGGUGUACCCGGGCGCCGCCGACCUGUACCAGAGGGAGCUGCUCAGCCUGCAGCAGCAGAGCCCGGAGGGCAUCCUGUCCCACCCCGAGGUGCUCGUUGCCGUGGAGAUGCUGUCGUCGGUGGUCCUGAUGAACGAGGCCAUGGACGCCGGCGACCGGGCGGCCCUCUGGAAGCAGCUCGCCAGCCCCGUCACCGGACUGGGCAACGUGGAGGACGAGUACGCCCAGAGGUACAUGGACGAGCUGAUGCGUCUGCGGGCAGCGGCCGUGGAGGAGGGCGUCGACUACCUGACGUGGAACGACAUCCAGGCCUCCAUCGACCAGGUCAACCAGAGUGUCCAGGAGGAGCACGAACGCGUGGUGGCCAUCGGUCAGAUCAACGAGUCGCUGGACGGGGGGGACGCGGCCUCCACCCUGGCGGCCCUCCUGCAUCCCUCGGCCAAGCUGUCGGAGGUGGACCCCUCGGUGGCCCAGCACUACUACGACAAGCUGCUGGAGGCCCGCAGGGAGAAGGCCCAUGAGACUCAGGAUCCGUCUGCUGUCCUGUGGCUGGAUGAGAUUCAGGACGCUAUCCUUAAUGCUAACAAGGACUCCCAGGAGGCACUGCAAUUCUCCAAGGCCAUCCAGGCCAUCAACGAGGCGGUGGACAGCGGCGAGGCGUCCCAGACGCUGGCCGCGCUGCGGGGGCCUGGCACGGGACUGUACGGCGUCACGGCCGAGUGCGCCCCCACCUACCAGGACGACCUGUCCGCCAUCAAGGAGGGGAAGAAGAAAGAGGGGGACAACGGCAGUGAGUGGAUGAAGCACUGGGUGAAGGGAGGACACAACUACUACUACAACACCCAGGCGGGAGAGGGCACCUGGCUCGAGCCCGAGGAAUUCCUGCAGAACAACACUCAGCUCAACAAGGACGAAAUUCAAUCGGUGGUUUCCGGGGUUACCACAGCCUACAACAGAAAGCAGCUGUGGUUGGCCAAUGAGAGUCUUAUUACCAAGCUGCAAGCUCGUUGCCGUGGGUACCUGGUGAGGAAGGCGCACAGGGACCGCCUGGACUUCCUGAAGAGCCAGGAUUCCUCUGUCACGUGUAUACAGGCCCACUGGAAGGGCUUCAAGCAGAGGAAGAACUUUAAAGACCGCAAGCAGCAUCUCAAAGACCACAGCGACGAGGCUGUCAAGAUCCAGGCAAUGGUCCGCAUGCACCAAGCUCGCAAGAAGUACAGGGACCGACUGAAGUACUUCAAGGACCAUAUCAAUGAGGUGGUGAAGAUCCAGGCCUUCAUUAGAGCAAACAAGGCCAGGGACGACUACAAAACGCUCAUCAGCGCCGACGACCCCCCCAUGGGCGUGGUUCGGAAGUUCGUCCACCUGCUGGACCACAGCGACCAGGACUUCCAGGAGGAGCUGGACCUGAUGGGGCUGCGCGAGGAGGUGGUCACCAACAUCCGCUCCAACCAGCAGCUGGAGAACGACCUCAACCUGAUGGACAUCAAGAUCGGCCUGCUGGUGAAGAACAAGAUCACGCUGCAGGAGGUGGUGUCCCACAGCAAGAAGCUGAGCAAGAAGAACAAGGGGCAGCUGUCCAACCUCAUGAUGAUGAACAAGCAGAGGGGCGGCCUCAAGGCGCUCAGCAAGGAGAAGAGGCUGAAGUUGGAGGCGUACCAGCACCUCUUCUACCUGCUCCAGACCAACCCAACGUACCUGGCCAAGCUGAUCUUCCAGAUGCCCCAGAACAAGUCCACCAAGUUCAUGGACUCCGUGAUCUUCACGCUGUACAACUACGCCUCCAACCAGCGGGAGGAGUACCUGCUGCUCAAGCUCUUCAAGACGGCUUUGCAGGAGGAGAUCAAAUCCAAAGUGGACCAGAUCCAGGAGAUCGUGACGGGGAACCCCACGGUGAUCAAGAUGGUGGUCAGCUUCAACCGUGGCGCGCGGGGCCAGAACGCCCUGCGGCAGAUCCUGGCCCCGGCCGUCAAGGACAUCAUGGACGACAAGGCGCUGAACAUCAAGACCGACCCGGUCGACAUCUACAAGAGCUGGGUGAACCAGAUGGAGACGCAGACCGGAGAGGCCAGCAAGCUGCCGUACGAGGUGACCCCGGAGCAGGCCAUGGCCCACGAGGAGGUGAGGACCAGGCUGGAGGCGUCCAUCAAGAACAUGAAGGCGGUCACGGACAAGUUCCUGCAGGCCAUCGUUGUCUCGGUGGAUAAGAUCCCGUACGGGAUGAGGUUCAUCUCCAAGGUGCUGAAGGACACGCUGCAUGAGAAGUUCCCAGACGCCACCGAAGACGAGCUGGUCAAGAUUGUGGGCAAUCUGUUGUACUACCGCUACAUGAACCCCGCCAUCGUGGCCCCCGACGCCUUUGACAUCAUCGAGCUGUCGGCCGGGGGUCAGCUGACCACGGACCAGCGCAGGAACCUGGGCUCCAUCGCCAAGCUGCUGCAGCACGCCGCCUCCAACAAGAUGUUCCAGGGGGACAACGCCCAUCUGAACCCCAUCAACGAGUACCUCACCAACUCCUACCAGAAGUUCAGACGUUUCAUCUUGGCCGCCUGUGACGUCCCUUCGCUGGAAGACAAGUUCAACGUGGAUCAAUACUCAGACCUGGUCAACCUCCAAAAACCAGUCAUCUAUAUCUCCAUCGGAGAGGUCAUCAACACACACACACUGCUCCUGGACCACCAGGACGCCAUCGCUCCAGAGCACAACGACCCCAUCCACGAGCUGCUGGAGGACCUGGGAGAGGUGCCCACGGUGGAGUCUCUGAUCGGUGAGAACCCGCUUCCCCCAGACGACCCCAACAAGGAGGUAAUGGGGAAGACCGAGGUGUCGCUCACUCUGGCCAACAAGUUUGACGUCCCCGGAGAGGCCAACGCCGAGGUGGACGCCAAGACCCUCCUGCUCAACACCAAGAGGCUGAUCGUGGAUGUGAUCCGGUUCCAACCAGGAGAAACUCUCACUGAGAUACUGGAGUCUUCAUGUGGCCCUGAGCAGGAGCUGGAGUACCAGCGUGCCAUGCAGAGGCGGGCCAUCCGCGACGCCAAGACCCCGGAGAAGAUGAAGCAGGCCAAGUCGGUGGUGGACGACAGCCUCACGCUCCAGGGCAAGAAGGACAAGAUCAGGAGCAACCUGGAGAGGCUGGCGGUGCUAGGCCGUGUUCAGCCGGAGAACCGCUACCAGGACCUCAUCAACGACAUAGCCAAGGACAUCAGGAAUCAACGGCGGUAUCGCCAACGCAGGAAAGCUGAGCUGGUGAAACUGCAGCAGACCAACACCGCCCUCAACUCAAAGACCAACUUCUUUAACGUGCAGAUCGACUACUACAACCAGUACAUCAGGACAUGCAUGGACAACCUGGCCACCAAGGGAAAGAAAUCGGGCGAAAACAAGGGAAAGAAGAGCAAACAGACGUCCAUGAAAUACAACGCCCAGCGUCUCCACGAGAAGGGCGUGCUGAUCGAGAUCGACGAUCUGCAGACAAACCAGCUGAAGAACGUUAUCUUUGAGAUCUCUCCGUCAGAGACAGUCGGAGUGUUUGAUGUGAAGGCAAAGUUACUGGGUGUGCACUUGGAAACGGUACCAUUACAAUAUCAGGAUCUCCUGCAGCUGCAGUAUGAAGGCGUGGCCGUGAUGAAGCUCUUUGACCGGGCCACCAUCAACGUCAACCUGCUUAUAUUCCUGCUCAACAAGAAGUUCUAUGGGAAAUAAAGGAAGUUGAGAGACCAUCUAGAGACUUACAACACAUUCCCUAAAGUGGAUUGCUAAAAAAAUUGCAAUACUUUCCAUUUAUGAUUCCCUCUGCACUUCUUGCAUCUGCAUAUGCAAAUGUAUGUGUAUUAUUUUGAUUAGGUGCAUCACCAUAUAUCAUUUAUGAUUUUGUUGCUGAAAUUUGGAUUCAAGAACAUUUUUGCGUUGUUGUGCUAAGCAUUGCAAAUAUUUUGUGCAUGAGCUUUGAUUGCUUGCAGAAUGAUGAUUUUAUGUGGGGAAAGAAAACAAGAAAAUAUUUUUAUUUCACUUUUUCAGCCGGAAGUUUAAGACCUUAUAUCUCCCACCCUCCCCAGUAACAGAGUGCUGUCGUACUUCACAGCAGGGCUGUAGUACAUGUUUCAUUAUUGCUCCAACUCGUCCUACAUUUGGACUCAAGAUAGCUCCAGCUUGUCUGCCAUAGAUUGUUUUUAGAGCUUUUUUUUUUUUCUAACAGAAAAAGGCAUUCAAAGGGUUAGUUUGGAAUAGUUGUGCCAAUAAUUUGAGGCACUCUUAAAAUUCUGCAUUUUGUAUUUAAUUCCGAAAACACUAGUGUGUUUAUAUUCAUAAAUAUUUAUUUCAAAUAACCUGCCUACUGUUUCAGUAUGGAUUUUUUCAGUUUGAAUUUGCAUCUGAUAUCACUGCCCAUGGCCAUUUGACCUAUAUAUUGGUUGAUCUUUGACUCAACAAACAUCUCUACCAGCAUUUUGAGACAAAAAUAUGCCACUUCUGUCUCACACCGCCAAAGCUUUCCUUCAUCUUUAAUCUGGCGAAAAGUGAAAUAAUGUGUCUUGUCCCUUCCAAAAUAGACUGGAUUUGGUUCUGUUUUAUGGUCUUUCCCCAUUAAGUCUGAUACACCUUUGUUGAGGACUUCUACUCUGUACUACAUUGGAUUGGCUAUCAUUGUCACUGACCUUGAAAAUUAACUUUGCUCGCGCACAUUUGUUUUUAUAAUGUAAUUCGUCUAGCAGAUUCAGCAAACCAGCCAUUAUUUAUAUUUUGUAUGUUGUCAGUCUACAAUAAUAUGUAGUAAAUGUUAAUAACUACAGGGACAGAACAUGUGUGGGAGUCUCUUAGCCUUCAAACAUGUGCAGUAUUAUGGUUCAUUAUGCUGGUUGGUCCCGUAGAUGCAAACUUAUACUAUUCUAUUUGUACUAGAGUUUGGACUUACUUCAAAGGCCUUUUUAAAGAGCUUAUUUGUCGAUUUAAUAAAAUAUAUAUUUUCUUGUAGACCUCAAAUAUGGUAAAUACUUUCUAAGUGCUUUGUUUCCCCUGAUUUACAGUCCAUUACUUGUAUUUUAUCUGUUUUAGAAUAAAGCUGCCAGAUGCCAAA
Molecule: messenger RNA, 6527 nt
Organism: Gadus macrocephalus (Pacific cod)
Lineage: Eukaryota; Metazoa; Chordata; Actinopteri; Gadiformes; Gadidae
Gene: iqgap1
Product: IQ motif containing GTPase activating protein 1
Exons: 37
Coding region: 206-5158 (1650 amino acids)
Biological process (GO): regulation of GTPase activity; regulation of actin cytoskeleton organization
Cellular component (GO): cytoplasm; nucleus
Molecular function (GO): actin filament binding; calmodulin binding; GTPase activator activity
Source: RefSeq, a predicted model, not a curated record